This is a messenger RNA of Moneuplotes crassus, 1570 nucleotides long. NCBI's taxonomy places the organism in Eukaryota, Ciliophora, Spirotrichea, Euplotida, Euplotidae. The record is from the annotation of a GenBank genome assembly.
AUUUCUCGAAAAUGGAUAGUUCUGAAAAUAGUGAAGAACAUUACAACGAUCUGGACUCUGAGGAUAAAUCUGAUUCAUCAGAUUUCCUCUCCUCUGGUGGAAGUUCUAAACUCCGGGAAGAAGAGACCAAGAAACCGGUUAUAGACCCCGUUAUUUCUAGAUACCUUGAAAAAGAAACCACCAAUCCGGAUAAUCCUGCAGAGAAAGAAUGUAAGACCAAGCAUCAGGAAAAUUUAAAUGCUAUUUUUAACUUCGUACAUCCAGCUGAAAAGAAGAAGGCUGAAUAUCAUGACCCUCAGAAUGCUGUGAUAGAGCAACGCAGGGAUGAACAAGAAGUUCCAAUGUACGAGCACGACCCAAUGGAAGACUUCAAGGAAGCACUUGACAAUGAUGAGCAACGAGGAAGUGUCUCCCUUGAUAGCGAUGGAAGUGACGAUGAUCAUAAUGAUGAUCUUCCUCGUAAUAGCACACCAAUGACCAAAGAGAUUAAGAGCCGAAUGGAAUUAGAAGGAAGCUUCUGGCAAAAGCAUAACAAAGAAGGAGUCCAACUCCAGGAUGGUGACACUAGGGAUAUGUACUCUGUUAAGAACCAAGUUAUCAGGAAGGCUGCUGUUCCCAGAAACACUAAAGAAGCUAUGAUUCUAAGAGUUGAUCGUAAAGAAAGAGCUAAGAAGAAAGAAAUUGCUGGCAUGACACUUGAGCAGAAAUAAAAAGGCAUUAAUAGGUUGAGACAUCCGCUUUUCGCCAAAAGAAUGGGCACAAAUAAUAGCAAAUGAUAGAAAAGGAAAGUUAUACGAGAUCAGUCGUAAAAGAAUAAGCGAAUCUUUAAUAAAGGGGAUUCCUGACGAGCUUCGAGGAUAUAUAUGGGUCUUCCUAUGCCAAGCCAAAGUCAAUCGAGAAAAAUAUGGAGAAGACUUUUAUGAUAAGCUUGUUAGUAAAGGACCCUCAGAGAAAGUCCAAAAAGAAAUUGAUAAAGAUGUCAUCAGGACAAAAGGAGCUGUUAUUACUAAAGCUCAACUUGAAAGUUUGACCAACAUCCUCUCUGCUUAUGCAAGGCUUGAUAAUGAACUAGGAUAUGCUCAAGGGAUGAAUUACAUUGUCUACUACUUGUUAGACACUAUUGAAGAUGAGGAACUAUCUUUCUGGUGACUCUAUGAUAUUAUGUUCAAUAAAAAUUGGAGGCUUAUUUUGAAAGAUCAGACACCUAAAUUCUUUGCUGUUGUGAAGAAUUGACGAAGAAUUUUAUAUCAAGAAGAGCCAAAACUGUAUAAAAGAAUGGUUAAAUGAAAGGUUCCAUUUGCUGGGAUAUUUUCACAGUAUUACAUCUCACUGUUUGCCUAUAAGCUUCCAAAAGAGUUGGUUAUAAGAGUUUUAGAUGUUUUCUUAUAUGAAGGUGAGAAGAAAAUUACUCAAAUACUUAUUAAAUUAUUCAAAUACAACAAAAAGUUGCUACUUUCUAUGGAUGAGGAUGAAGUACUAGAGUUUACCAACAACAGAUUAGUUAGCUCAUACCUCGAUCAAGAAUCAAUCACCUCACUUGUGUCAUAAUUCUUCUACAAAUCUCAAUAAA